Cladocopium goreaui is the source of this 732-nucleotide messenger RNA. The record is from the annotation of a GenBank genome assembly. NCBI's taxonomy places the organism in Eukaryota, Dinophyceae, Suessiales, Symbiodiniaceae.
AUGAGGAGCUUCCAGAAUCUGCAAAGUGGCGCCACCGAAAGACGCAUGAAAGGUGGCAACAUUGAGGACGAACACUGUUCUCAAGACAGCAAUGCACCUGGAACGCUUUCCAUGGCGAACAGCGGGCAGCCGAACACAGGUGGCUCGCAGUUCUUCAUCAACAUUGCAGACAACAGCUUCCUUGAUUGGUUCUCCCCAGGUGCCUCGAAGCACACGGUCUUCGGCCGAAUCAGAGGCGGUUUUGAUGUGGCGGUGGCCAUUUCUCAGCAACCCACCAACGAAGAUCGGCCCAAAAAGCCAGUGAAACUUCUGGCCGUGAAGAUCAUCGAGACCGACGAUCGCGAUGCCCUGCUUCGCGCCUGCCACGUGGGGCACCUGGCGGCCGUACGUCUGCUGCUGCAGGACCCUGCCGUCGGCGUCAGCGCCGCGGCAGUCGACGAGGCGGGGCGCAGCGCGCUGGAGCUGGCGGCGAGCGCGGGGCAUUCCGCCGUGGUGCGGCUGCUGGCGGAGCAGCUGGAGGGGGAGACUUGGAAACUUGGAAAUCUCAAAGCUCAACAGCACUGGUGGCUGCCAGUAGUCAUGGAAGAAAGGAGGUCCUCCGCGAGCUCCUGUCGUUUCGCGCGGACCUCAAUGGCUGCGACCCUCACAGCGGGCUGCAGCCGCUGGCCGCGGCGGCCACGGGGAACCACUUCGCUGCGGUCAGCGCGCUGCUGGCGGCGCGCGCCGCGGUGA